Messenger RNA from Erpetoichthys calabaricus (reedfish), 1494 nucleotides. RefSeq lists its product as uncharacterized. Gene Ontology annotation, molecular function: structural constituent of postsynaptic intermediate filament cytoskeleton. NCBI's taxonomy places the organism in Eukaryota, Metazoa, Chordata, Cladistia, Polypteriformes, Polypteridae. The transcript has 3 exons. Gene Ontology annotation, cellular component: cytoplasm; axon; intermediate filament. The coding region runs from base 101 to 1282 and encodes 393 amino acids. Gene Ontology annotation, biological process: neurofilament bundle assembly. The record is from RefSeq and is a predicted model, not a curated record.
UUUUGAGCUGGUGCAGUGUAAGACAGUGACUGGAGCGGUGGGGUGUGCAGAAAAAGGGGGACUGCUUUUUAAAAAAAAGGGAAAAAAAAAAGCAAAAAGAAUGAGCUAUGAUCCAUAUGGCACCCGCAGGCCCUGGGAGGACUACAGGGCCAUCCGGACAUCCAAACCGACAUCAGUGUACUCAGUCCAUCGAUCUGUACCCUCUGUUAAGAGGACAAUUAGGACCACUUCCCUGUCUUCCCUCCCGGAUUAUGCUGAGAAAGUAGAUUUAUCCCAGGUGAGCACACUCAACUCAGAGCUGCUUAACCUUAGGGCUAAAGAAAAGGAGCAACUUGUGGAUCUCAAUGACCGCUUUGCCACCUACAUUGAGAAAGUUCAUCACUUGGAACAGCAAAACAAAGUGCUCCUUGUUGAACUGGAAGCCCUUCGUCAGCGACAGAAUGAUCCAUCCAGGCUUCACCUCAUCUAUGAACAGGAGAUCCGAAACCUCAGAGCUCUGCUUGAUUCUGAGACAAAUGAAAAAAUGCGAAUGGAAGCUGAGAGGGAUCACUUGCGAGACGUUUUUGCUCAAAUGAAAGACAAGUAUGAGGAAGAGGUCCACCUCCGAAUGGAUGCUGAAGAAACCUUGCAGAAGAUCCGGGAAGAAGCAGACAAAGCUGUGCUAGCCAACAGUGACAUUGACGGUAGCAUCAACUCUCUGGUGGAAGAGAUCGCAUUCCUCAAGAAGGUCUACAAUGAGGAAAGCAAUGAGUUGUCAGCACAAAUUCAAGCUGCCAAUAUUACUGUUGACAUGGAAGUGGCCAAGCCUGACCUCUCCCUGGCUCUAAAGGAAAUCCGCUGCCAGUAUGAGAAACUGGCCAACAAAAACAUGCAAGCAGCUGAAGACUGGUACCGGACCAAGUUUGCUACAGUAGCUGAAAUUGCCAGUAAGAACAAUGAAGCCGUCCGGUCCAUUAGAGAGGAAACAUCGGAGUACAGACGGCUAUUGCAGUCCCGGUCUUCAGAAAUUGAAGCCCUCAGAAAUGUUAUAGACUCCCUGAACAAGCAGCUGGAGAGUCUAGAGGAUAAACAGUCCAGAGAAGUAGCAAAAUAUCAGGAAAGAAUUAAUGAGUUAGAGAAAGAUAUCAAUGAUGCGAAACAGGAGAUGGCCCGUUACCUGCGAGAGUAUCAGGACUUACUGAAUGUGAAGAUGGCACUGGACAUCGAAAUAGCUGCAUAUAGGAAACUUCUGGAAGGCGAAGAGAUCAGGCUGAGUUUUUCUUCAUUGCCAGCUCUCACUUAAGCAGUAACCAACACAAAAGUCAGUUGUGCCCUUGUUAAACUACUCAACAAGAGGUCCAUUACAAAGUCCCCCUUCUUCUCCACACAAACUUUGAAGGCUAAGAGGAAACUGGGACAAGAGAGAUUUUCAAUACCUCCAUUAAGGGAUAGGAAUUUCAUUUAACAUGGGGCACAAUAUUCGUUUGCUUUCAUUUGGCACUUGAACCUCAUGAU